AUGAUGAAAAAUGUAGAAGAAAAAAAUGAAACAGGAUUAGACAAAAAUAAAUCAGCAUGCCCACUAACUUCACGAAAUUCAGAAUUUUUCUCAAUAAAAGAAAAUGAAAUUAACAAACGAAAUAUGAUGCCAAAUAUACCUAAUCAUUCAUUAAACAUUGAAAAAGAUGAUAAUAUAAAAUUAAAUAAAAAAAGGGAUAUUUCAUCAAUCCCUAAAAAUGAUAAUGAAUAUUGGUUAUAUCCAUCUCCUCAACAAUUUUAUAAUUCAUUAAUAAGAAAAAAUAAAGAUAUUGAUAAAGUUGAUGUUGAUGCAGUUGUAAGUAUACACAAUGAUGUUAAUGAAGAGUCGUGGAAAAGUAUAUUAAAAUAUGAGCACAUGCAUAAAAAAAAAUGUGAUAAAGUGACUUUACAACGAUUUUGUGGCAAGUUUGAUGAUCUAUCGUUUAAGGCAAAGUUUAGAAGCACUUUUUCAAGAUUAGGAAAACCAUUUGAUAGACAUGAUUGGUAUAUAGACAGGUGUGGGGAAGAAGUAAAAUAUAUUUUGGAUUACUAUAAUGAUGAAUCAAUAAAUGACGAUAAGAAUAUAUAUAUCGAUGUAAGACCGGCUAUGAGAAACUUGUCGACCAUUUGGGACCGGAUUCGAUACCCUUUUUAUGAGCUUUAUUUUAAGCACAUCAAAAAAGAUAAACUCUUUAGAUAG
Molecule: messenger RNA, 699 nt
Organism: Plasmodium vinckei vinckei
Lineage: Eukaryota; Apicomplexa; Aconoidasida; Haemosporida; Plasmodiidae
Product: cytochrome c heme lyase, putative
Exons: 5
Coding region: 1-699 (232 amino acids)
Cellular component (GO): mitochondrion
Molecular function (GO): holocytochrome-c synthase activity
Source: RefSeq, a predicted model, not a curated record